AGAGUUCCUUCUGACGCUUCUGUUUCUUCAAUCAGAGAGAGGUAGAGAGAGAAAGUAAGAGAGAGAAAGCUCAAUCUCAGCCAUGGCGGUGUCCACGUGUCCCAAGGUCUUCACCUCCUUCGAGUGCCGUUCAGAUCCUGACUUCUCCGGCCAUCCGCGCCACGAUAAAACAGAUCCGGGACGGUCGUUCCCGCGGGUCUCAUCGGCGCGUCUCGGGGGGGCGGCGGCGGCUUCCUCUCGCGGCCUGUCUUCUCGGAUACUCAGGUUCCCGCCGAACUUCGUGCGGCAGCUGAGCAUCAAGGCGCGGAGGAACUGCAGCAACAUCGGAGUCGCGCAGAUCGUGGCGGCUUCGUGGGCGAACAACUCCGGCUCCGGUAUUCCGGCGGUGUCGGCGGGGUCCCCCCGUUCUACCGCCGUCGAUACCGCCGCCACCGCCGCCAUCCCGGACGUGUCCGGUGAUGAGGUGGUGGUGCCUGGAAAUGGGCGUUUGCAGGUCGAGGGCUUGCCUGCUUCGAAGGAGGCCUUGUUCUUGAGCUCUGAUGGGAGCCUUUCUAUUCAUGCUGGUGAGCGAUUGGGUCGCGGCAUAGUUACUGAUGCAAUUACUACCCCGGUGGUCAACACUUCUGCUUAUUUCUUUAAGAAGACUAUCGACCUCAUCGAUUUUAAGGAGAAACGCGCGACAAGUUUUGAAUAUGGACGCUAUGGAAAUCCCACUACGGUGGUUGCAGAGGAGAAGAUAAGUGCUCUUGAGGGAGCUGAAUCAACCCUGAUAGUGGCGUCUGGAAUGUGCGCUAGCACAAUCAUGUUCAUGGCAUUGGUCCCUGCUGGUGGGCAUAUUGUGACGACCACUGAUUGUUAUAGGAAGACCAGGAUUUUCAUUGAGACAAUUCUACCCAAGAUGGGGAUCACGUCCACGGUUAUUGAUCCAGCAGAUGUUCGAGCUUUGGAGGAUGCAUUGAAUAAGAACAAAGUUUCUUUAUUCUUCACCGAGUCUCCUACCAAUCCGUUCCUUAGAUGUGUGGAUAUUAAGCUUGUUUCUAAGCUCUGCCAUAGCAAAGGAGCAUUGGUCUGUAUAGAUGGUACAUUUGCCACACCUCUGAACCAGAAGGCUCUUGCUCUUGGGGCUGAUCUUAUCCUGCACUCUGCCACAAAAUAUAUUGGGGGCCACAAUGAUGUCCUUGCUGGAUGCAUUAGUGGUCCAUUGAAGUUGGUGUCAGAAAUUCGUAAUUUGCAUCAUAUCAUGGGUGGUGCUCUCAACCCGAAUGCUGCAUACUUGAUCAUCCGAGGCAUGAAGACACUGCAUCUUCGUGUACAGCAACAGAGCACUACAGCGUCAAGGAUGGCCGAAGUUUUAGAGGCACAUCCUAAGGUGGAGCGCGUCUAUUAUCCUGGCUUGUCAAGUCAUCCUGAACACGAACUUGCCAAGAGGCAAAUGACUGGUUUUGGUGGUGUCGUCAGUUUUGAGAUUAAAGGCGACUUAGAUACCACCAUAAAGUUUGUUGAUUCACUGAAGAUCCCAUACAUUGCCCCAUCUUUUGGUGGCUGUGAGAGCAUUGUGGAUCAGCCAGCAAUUAUGUCUUACUGGGAUCUGAGCCAGGCAGACAGGCUUAAGUAUGGGAUCAAGGAUAACUUGGUGAGAUUCAGCUUUGGAGUCGAAGACUUCAAAGACCUGAAGGCUGAUAUACUUCAGGCUCUGGAUGCUAUAUGAACACUCGAAGACUGAGUUACUUCAGACUUUGGUGAUCAUCUUGGACGUGUCUCUUACCUUCGUUUUUUUCUUUCUUUUCUUGUUUCUGUGUUUCUAUUUAAACAGAAUAAUCCAAACUCGCUUUAGUAUGCUUUUUCCCAAUCUUGUUUCCGGCCCUAUUUUCCAUGAUGGUCCUUCAUGUCUUCCACCGAUGGAGAGGGGAUAUUACGUUGGGAAAACGAACAUUGUUACUCAUGACUGAAUUAUUUUGCCAUUUUUGUUUAGAAAGGCAUCAAUUAUCUUGUCUUGCAAUGAAUGAAGAGGUUUUAUAAUUUUCUCU
This is a messenger RNA of Morus notabilis, 2027 nucleotides long. Its product is annotated as cystathionine gamma-synthase 1, chloroplastic. NCBI's taxonomy places the organism in Eukaryota, Viridiplantae, Streptophyta, Magnoliopsida, Rosales, Moraceae. The record is from RefSeq and is a predicted model, not a curated record. Gene Ontology annotation, cellular component: chloroplast. Gene Ontology annotation, biological process: transsulfuration. Gene Ontology annotation, molecular function: pyridoxal phosphate binding; cystathionine gamma-synthase activity.